UUUCACCUAUUUAUUGCAUUCACAAUACGCAUUUUGUUACAGUUUCUGGUUUUUGUGGUGGUGGUUUCGAACACGUAUAAGUUUAUAUUUUCAUAAUGAUAUCUCUUCGUGCCGUAUCUAUUGCAAGAAGCAUGACCCGAUCCGCAUUGUGUUCAUCUGCAUGCACCCAACAAUACAUAAUCAAGUCUCCAAGCCAGCGGAAAAGAGGAUUUUCAUUAAAUUCUAUAAACAUGGUCGACCCAAGGAGAGUUGUGAGUUUUGAUGAUAUAUCCAAGUACACACAGCAAUCGGACAAGGUGAUCAUUGACGUCCGUAAUCCUGAUGAGGUUGCCAGUACUGGAAAAAUACCAUCGAGCAUCAAUAUUCCAUUGGGCAAUGUCGAGUCUGCAUUAAAAUCGAUGUCAGAUGAGCAGUUCAGACAGCAUUAUCAACGUAAUAAGCCCCAGCCUUCCAGUGAAUUAAUAUUCUAUUGUAAAUCCGGCAAACGGGCAAGCCAAGCUCUAGACACAGCACUCCAGCUUGGCUAUUCAAAUUCAAAAACUUAUGUUGGAAGCUGGGACGAAUGGUCAAGCAAAUCAGGACAAAAAUAAGUAAUAAAUUGCUAGGUCUAUGUUUUGAAAAAUCGCUUUAAAAAAUUAUGGCACUUCCGUAAAUAU
Messenger RNA from Cydia splendana, 656 nucleotides. Its product is annotated as rhodanese domain-containing protein CG4456-like. Lineage: Eukaryota; Metazoa; Arthropoda; Insecta; Lepidoptera; Tortricidae. The coding region runs from base 96 to 590 and encodes 164 amino acids. The record is from RefSeq and is a predicted model, not a curated record. The transcript has 4 exons.